GAUUAUUUCGGAACUUAAUUUUUGGACAGAGACUUUUGAGGAAAUUUGAUGAGGGAGACUUUGAAUGUAUUCUUCAUGAUUUCUUCAAUUUAGCACAGUCAGGACGAAUCCUGGACUUGAAGACCGGAACAGUAAAGAAAGAGGGUCAGCAGUCAUCAAUGAGAAUGUGCAUGGGAUCAAGGCGCUCUUUCAUUUGCAGGAUGAGGUGUGGAAAUGCUCCUCUGGAUCAUUUACCUCUGAACAGAAUAACCACCAUGAGAAAAAGAUACAGGAAUGGCCUUGGCCCAGUAAAAGAAGGCGAGGCACAGUAUGCUGUUGUCCAUUGCACUGGCUAUAUCAAGGCUUGGCCACCAGCAGGAAUGACUAUACCAGAAGAAGACGCUGAUGUGGGACAAGGUAGUAAAUAUUGCCUCGUGGCAAUAGGAAGGCUUCAGGUAACCAGCUCUCCAGUGUGCAUGGACAUGAAUGGCAUGUCAGUCCCAACUGAGUUCUUGUCUAGGCACAACUCUGAUGGAGUCAUCACCUUCGUUGACCCAAGAUGCAUCAGCGUCAUUGGCUACCAGCCCCAGGAUCUUCUGGGGAAAGAUAUUUUAGAAUUCUGCCAUCCUGAAGAUCAAAGCCAUUUGAGGGAGAGUUUCCAACAGGUUGUGAAACUGAAAGGUCAAGUCCUGUCUGUGAUGUAUCGUUUUCGUACCAAAAACCGGGAAUGGAUGCUGAUCAGAACCAGCAGCUUCACUUUUCAGAACCCUUAUUCCGACGAGAUUGAAUACAUCAUCUGCACCAAUACUAAUGUAAAACAACUUCAGCAGCAGCAAGCAGAACUUGAAGUACAUCAAAGAGAUGGGCUGUCAUCCUAUGACUUAUCUCAGGUGCCUGUUCCAAGUAUACCAGCUAAUGUUCAUGAGGGUGGAAAGUCUGUGGAAAAGCCUGAUGCUAUCUUCUCCCAAGAGAGAGAUCCUAGAUUUGCUGAGAUGUUUGCUGGAAUAACUGCUUCAGAUAAAAAGAUGAUGGCCUCAGCGUCCACAGCAGGAAGUCAGCAGCUUUACUCACAGGGAAGCCCAUUUCAGCCAGGACAUUCAGGAAAGGCUUUCAGUUCAUCUGUGGUACAUGUGCCUGGUGUGAACGACAUCCAGUCUUCUUCAUCAACAGGCCAGAAUCUGACACAGAUAUCUCGCCAGCUAAAUCAGAGUCAGGUUGCCUGGACAGGAAAUCGCCCACCAUUUCCAGGACAGCAAAUUCCGUCUCAGUCUGGCAAGGCUCAGUCAUCUCCCUUUGGGAUUGGAACAAGUCACACCUACCCAGCUGAUCCAUCGUCAUACAGCCCCCUUUCCAGCCCAGCCACCUCUUCUCCGAGUGGGAAUGCCUACUCUAGCUUAGCAAACCGAAGUGCAGGGUUUGCUGAAGGUGGCCAGAGCAGCGGCCAGUUCCAGGGGAGACCUUCCGAAGUCUGGUCCCAGUGGCAGAGCCAACACCACAACCAGCAAAGCGGCGACCAGCACUCGCACCCGCAGCCCAGUCAGACCGAGGUGUUCCAGGACAUGCUGCCGAUGCCGGGGGAUCCAACGCAGGGUACUGGCAAUUACAACAUUGAAGAUUUUGCUGACCUGGGCAUGUUUCCACCGUUCUCUGAGUAGCUUGCGAAGCAGAAACGGAAGUUCUUCUCCAAGGCCAUUUCAGCGUAAUUUUGGCUCUGCUUUUUCUGUGUUGCAUUUCUGUAGAAGCUACUAAACCAGAAGACGCAUU
Molecule: messenger RNA, 1743 nt
Organism: Leptosomus discolor (cuckoo roller)
Lineage: Eukaryota; Metazoa; Chordata; Aves; Leptosomiformes; Leptosomidae
Source: RefSeq, a predicted model, not a curated record